CCCGCUUAAGAUUAAUCCUAACGAGACUCUAGAGCAGAACUCUCUGGAACCCAUGUCCAUGGGCUCACAGGUUCUGUCAGGUCAGCACUCAAACCUGUCGGACCUUAAGGCCGGUAGCUUUCCUGUCAGCUACCGGCUCAGGUCUUACCAUCUCAGGAGGCCAGCUGACAAACAGGAUGCACUGAAGUCUCCUGCUGGUGCAGAGGAGGCAGAUGUUCUUGAAAACCAGCAGAGGGCAGCGGAAGGGGAGCGGACGCAGGCUGUCCAAACUCCAGAGAUGGCACUUCGAACCAUGAACCCAAAGGGGCUGGUGAAGGUGGACCAGCGCGUGCCGGCUGACAGUGUGGCGGUGCACUGUGGUGACGGCAAGGUCACCGUAGAGGUCAAACAGAACUUUUUAGGAAACAAUCAGUUGAUUCACCCAAGUGACUUGACUUUAGGAGGCUGUGCCGCGCUGGAAGCUGCUGACCACAUCUUGCUCUUCCAGACGGAGCUGCAAAGCUGCAGCAGCACCAUGAAUCUGACUGAAGAGUCUCUCAUCUACACCUUCUCUCUGAGCUACUUGCCGACGCCCAUUGGCAACACCUUUAUUUUAAAGACGAACCCUGCUGAGGUGGUGAUUGAAUGUCACUAUCCGAGGUUGCAUUAUGUGAAUAGUGAUGCGUUGAGGUCUACCUGGAAGCCAUUUGAGUCCAACAUCUUGACGGAAAAUCAGCUGCACUUUUCUCUGCGUCUAAUGUCAGAGGACUGGCAGACAGACAGGGCUUCCCAUGUUUACAUCAAUGACAUGAUGCACAUCGAGGCGUCAGUCCUCCAGGGACAUCAUAUCCCACUGAGGGUCUAUGUGGACAGUUGUGUGGCCACUGCUGACUCCAACCCAAAUUCCCAGCCCAAACAUCGGUUCAUCAAAAACCACGGUUGUUUAACUGAUGCCAAGUUGACGGGAGACAAGUCCUACUUCAUGCCAAGAAGUCAGGAGGCUAAACUUCGUUUCCAGCUAAAAGCCUUCAGAUUCCACCAGACUCACAGCAACUUGCUCUACAUCACAUGUUUGCUGAAAGCAACGGUGCUCUCUGUUCCUGUUGACGAGCAGCACAAAGCGUGUUCCUUUCUGAUCGAAGCAAACAGGUGGGUGGCAUCAGGUGGCGACAAUAAGUUGUGUCACUGCUGUGAAACAACUUGCAGCAAUGUGAAGAGGAAGAGAAGAAGUGUUGAUUCUGACCUACAGUUUGAGGGGACGGCUGCUCUGGGUCCGGUGCUGUUGAAGGAUGACAGGUUGCACAAUGAGGUGUUGCUUCCAGAGCCAUCUUAUCUGAUGCAGACUCAUGAACAGAGUCAAGCUGCCUCAUUUCAGUCAUUGGCCCUGAUGUGUGGAGCAGCUUCAGCACUGGGAGUGGUGUUAAUAUUCGUGGGUGUCCGAGUUUUAUGCACGUUCCACAGAGCUGCUGGCCACUACGUGGCUACAUAA
This is a messenger RNA of Thalassophryne amazonica, 1468 nucleotides long. Its product is annotated as zona pellucida sperm-binding protein 3-like. NCBI's taxonomy places the organism in Eukaryota, Metazoa, Chordata, Actinopteri, Batrachoidiformes, Batrachoididae. Bases 53 to 1468 code for a protein of 471 amino acids. Gene Ontology annotation, biological process: binding of sperm to zona pellucida; egg coat formation; positive regulation of acrosome reaction. The record is from RefSeq and is a predicted model, not a curated record. Gene Ontology annotation, molecular function: acrosin binding. The transcript is spliced from 11 exons. Gene Ontology annotation, cellular component: extracellular matrix.